CGCUGCUCAGCGCUUCUACACAACACUUUAAUGUCUAAAUUCGGCUUGAGGAGCUUACUUGGCACUUUCUGCUGACGAGCAAAGCCAUUACGACGGUUCAGUGCGUGGAAUCUGCCUACCCUUACUGUAAGGAAGCUUGGAUUUUGAUUGUUGAAGUGGUUAAUUUCAAGAUUGUCUCAUUCAGACAUGCGCUGAUGUAGCAGUGUUGCAACAGUGGUCGUACUCUCCCUCUACCUCCGGUCCCCAGUGCCUCACUGCAUGCCCUCAGACAACAGAUAGCUCACGAGGGAAAACAGCCCCUUCCUCACCCAGGACCACCGGACUCCUGACUUGACAUUUGGUAGCCACAACACCCAACCCUUCUCAUCUCAUCUUUCAACUCCAACAAGAGGAAACUGGGAAUUUUUCCACAUAGGAGUUGAACACCUCCACUUGGGCCAGUGGAGGUGUUGAAGAGCUGCCCUCCCCUCCUGUUUAUCCCAGUCUUGUAAGAAAAUUUUUUCUCCUGGUUGGCUUGAGUCCGGUUCUGCCGGCCUUGUGACUUUUCAAAACUGGGGCGCGAUUCAUGGGAUGCAACCAUGUCGGAUCUCAGUGAGCGCAGGCCGGUCAACACGGACUACGCUGUCUCCCUGCUGGAGCAGCUCAAGUUCUUUUACGAACAGAAAUUACUGACUGAUGUUGUGCUGCUGGUGGAGGACACGGAGUUCCCAUGUCACAAGAUGGUCCUGGCAACAUGUAGCUCCUAUUUCAGGGCGAUGUUCAUGAGUGGCCUCAGUGAGAGCAAACAGACCCACGUCCACCUGAGGAACGUGGACCCGGCCACCCUGCAGAUCAUCAUCACCUACGCCUACACGGGCAACCUGGCCAUCAGCGACAGCACCGUGGAGCCGCUCUACGAGACCGCCUGCUUCCUGCAGGUGGAGGACGUCUUGCUGCAGUGCAGAGACUAUCUGGUGAAGAAGAUAAACGCCGAGAACUGCGUCCGCAUGCUGAGCAUCGGCGACCUGUUCAGUUGUAGCGAGCUAAAGCAGAGUGCGAAGCGCAUGGUGGAGCACAAGUUCCCGGUGGUCUACAGGCAGGAGGCCUUCCUUCAGCUAUCCCACGAGCUGUUGAUAGACGUCCUCAGCAGCGACAACCUCAACGUGGAGAAGGAGGAGACGGUGCGCGAGGCGGCCAUGCUGUGGUUGGAGUAUAACAUGGAGGCGCGCUCGCAGCACCUGUCCUCCGUGCUCAGUCAGAUCCGCAUCGACGCGCUGUCUGAGGUGACGCAGCGUGCCUGGUUCCAGGGACUGCCGCCCAACGACAAGUCUGUGGUGGUGCAGGGCCUCUACAAGUCCAUGCCCAAGUUCUUCAAACCUCGGUUAGGCAUGACCAAGGAGGAGAUGCUGAUCUUCAUGGAGGCCAUGUCAGAAACGCAAGGCGACGGAUACGUGAUGUCUGGGUCCAUGCCUACUGCGGUUGUGUGUUACAGCCCGCAGGCGGAGAAAGUCUACAAGCUCAGCAACCCCCCAGGAGACCUGCAGAAGGUGGGAACCCUGGUGACGCCAGACAACGAUGUGUUCAUUGCUGGCGGACAGAUCCCACUCAAAAACGCUAUCACCAACCACGGCAAGAGUGGAAAGCUACAAGCAGUCUUCCACUCAGUCGAUAGCUUCUUUUGGUUUGAUGCCCAGCAGAAUGCCUGGGUACCCAAAACCCCCAUGCUGUGUGCCCGAAUCAAGCCCUCGCUGGUCUACUGCGAAGGCUACAUCUAUGCAAUCGGGGGCGAUAAUGUCGGAGGGGAGCUGAACAAGCGCACGGUGGAGCGCUACGACUGCGAGAAGGACGAGUGGAGCAUGAUGAGCCCCCUGCCCUUCGCCUGGAACUGGAGCACCUCCGUGGUGGCGCACGACUGCAUCUAUGUGAUGACCCACGACCUGAUGUACUGCUACUUCCCCCGGGCCGACACCUGGGUGGAGAUGGCCAUGCGCAAGACCAGCCGCUGCUUCGCCUCCGCAGCUGCCUUUGGCGACUUCAUUUUCUACAUCGGCGGCCUCCACGUGGUCAGCAACUCUGGCAUCCGCCUGCCCACGAGCACCAUCGACGGCUCCUCCGUCACCGUGGAAAUCUAUGAUGUCAACAAGAACGAGUGGCGCCUGGCCGCCAACAUCCCGGCCAAGCGUUACUCGGACCCGUGCGUGCGGGCCGUGGUGCUGCUCAACUCACUUUGCAUCUUCAUGCGUGAAACCCACAUGAACGAGCGCGCCAAGUACGCUAUCUAUCAGUAUAACAUGGAGCUGGACCGCUGGUACCUGCGGCAGCCCGUGUCCGAACGCGUGCUCUGGGAUCUGGGUAAGGACUUCCGCUGUACGGUGGGGAAGCUGUACCCCUCCUGCCUGGAGGAGUCCCCCUGGAAACCCCCAACCUACCUCUUCUCCCCCGACGGAGCCGAGGAGUUCGAGGUGGACGGGGAGCUGGUGACCCUCCCUCACGUAUAGCUCUUAACUUCCGCUCCCCUACCUCGCUGACUGAACCAGGAGUCUGUAACGCUGAGGGAUGAACAUGAAGGGGGGAGGGGGGGUUUCACGUCAUCUGUGUUGUGGAGGGAUCUCUGGACUCGCAGUAGCUGCAGCUGAGGAACGACGCAGCCCAAAACAAGCUUGGAGAGAGAAAGAUGCCCCUCAGAAAUACUAGUAAUCUGAAAAUUAGUUUUUUGUUUCUUCUUAUUUUGUCAGUUGUGACAUCUGUUGGAUAUUAUUACAAGUCUGUCAUACUGUUUCUACAAUGUGAUAAUCUAAACAUCAGCAGAUUUUUGUGAUGAUGAUGAUGAGCGUGAUGAUGCACUUAACUGGUAAACUUUCUUGGAAUGACAAUGGCAACUGUACCAAAAUCCCCCAGCCCCCCCCUUCAAUCACUGCUCCCCCCUACCCUCCUCUUUUUGUCUUCUCUCACCACUGAUGAAGGAACACUUGUAAUCUGUCGUUAGAGUAUCAGAAAGCUUCUCUGGAGGCUUGAAGCGAGGCUCUGAAACGUUUGCUCUUUUGCCGAGGACAGCAGCUCAGCUUUGGUUCACAGCAAGUCAAAUAGGAAGAGAAGUGAUGACCAUGAGCCACUCCUCCUGUUCGUCAGUACGUCACUAAAUGUACUGCUUUCUGGAGGAGCUUUGGCACGACCAUGGUGAGGUGAUGAUUGGUGGUUCAGAUUUUGAGCUGGAACUGCUGGGAAUCCAGGUUUACUGCAGCUACCGUCCUCCACAAGUGAGCCAAAAACCUUUCAGAGCCACCUUCAAAGCUUACAGGAGCAAGCAUUCGAUCCUCUGCAGGUGGAUUUCAGAGUGUUCCUUUCCGAACCGGAUCCAUGGAUUUCAUGCGGCCCCGCAGACGAGAGGAACAGAGGCCGUGGUUCUUCGGGACGGGUGGGAGGGCCGACGGGGAAACGAGUGAGAGGCGGAGAGGGUUUAAAGAGGAUGACUGCAGGUCCGGUCACCCAUCACCUCUCCUCUCUCACCGCUCUGUCCUCCACCCGAGCGCCUCCACAGCCCGUCUGUCAGUCUGUUUGCACACAGGUCUUCCACACAGCCAGCAGUUUACACCUCACUCCAUCCAUCGUCACAUGAUCAUGGUACUUCGUUUUUCUUUCCACGAGGGUCUCUGCAAAUACACACAACUCCACUCUCAGUACAAACAUCGGUUUCAGGCUCAUGCAUUUUUUUAUUUCCAAGCUGCUGAAAUAUAUAUAUAAUAAGAUAUAUAUUUUUCAUAACUGUUCUAGUGUGGGGAAAAUAACCAGGUCUAUUUUGUAUUAGUGUCUUUUUUUAAUUUAAUAUCAGACAUUACUGUAGUGUGAUUGUGGGUAGAUAUCCAUUUUCCUAUCAGAUUUAAUUUUUCUUGCGUGAAUAUUGAGGAAUCUUGCUGCUGAUUGGUUGUGAGAGGAGAGGGCUGGCCCACGGCUGUUGCCAUGGAAAUCGUCUCGGCAACCGCCAGCAGUAGCGGA
Chelmon rostratus (copperband butterflyfish) is the source of this 3972-nucleotide messenger RNA. RefSeq names its product kelch repeat and BTB (POZ) domain containing 2 (gene kbtbd2). The transcript has 4 exons. The coding region runs from base 579 to 2477 and encodes 632 amino acids. Gene Ontology annotation, molecular function: protein binding. The record is from RefSeq and is a predicted model, not a curated record. Lineage: Eukaryota; Metazoa; Chordata; Actinopteri; Chaetodontiformes; Chaetodontidae.